Molecule: messenger RNA, 2178 nt
Organism: Erpetoichthys calabaricus (reedfish)
Lineage: Eukaryota; Metazoa; Chordata; Cladistia; Polypteriformes; Polypteridae
Product: gastrula zinc finger protein XlCGF57.1-like
Exons: 4
Coding region: 234-1733 (499 amino acids)
Source: RefSeq, a predicted model, not a curated record
CAAGGCGGGGAAAGUGACAUCACAAGCGGAAACGCCAAACUUUCCUAGAGCGCAUACUUAACGCGGCGUCUUUUACAGAAAAGCAAAGGGCACGGAGAGCUUAUGAGUGCACCAGAAGUCGGUAUGGUGAUGGGGGAUGAGAGCCACAAUUCCUAGCUACCUUGUGCCCAGGAAAUACUUGUACUUUAUCAGUGUUCAGAGUGGAAGAAGCAGCCGUUCCCUGUAACUCUUAGAUGGAUGUGAAACAGGAGAUGUACCAGACGGACAUGUUGGACAUGGAGUUAAAGACUGUAAAUAUUAAGGAGGAAGAAGUCUUCAAAUGGGAGCAUGUUCACCAUCAACAGCAGAGUUUGUGCGUUAAACAUGAGAACUGGGAACAGGAGACCGUGGGCAUAAAGGAAGAGUCCGAGGAGAAGCCUGUCGUCAGUGAUAUGGAAAAAUAUGAAAUUAUAAACAGAGUCAAGAAAGAAGACCUUCAGGCAGAGUCUGUCUGUCAGUCUGUGGGCCAAGAUGAAGGUGUUAGUGGAUUAGUUUUCUUUCACAGUAUAAAUUGCCCUGUUCAGGAGUGUUCUGUCAGUGUGAUGUCUGAUUUUUAUUUAGACUCAAAGACCAAUGAAGAAUUAUCAAGAGCAACAUCUAAAGGUCAUCCAUCCCGUUCAACUCAGCCUGGAGAAGGUAUAGAGGAGAGCUUUCCCUCGUCACCUUUGGUUCAGACUUCAUUUCAUUGCAAAGCACAACAGACAGCGUUUGAUGGAAACCUGAAGAUCUGGACAUCUGGAUCACAGGUUUUGACACCAGACUUUUUGAAGUUCAGUUCUCAACCUGACAGGAAGCAAACAAGAACAGCCACCAUUAUUACCCAACAAAAUGGGGGUCUAGGCCCUUUAUAUGUCUAUCAAGAGCAAAGGAAAAGUUUGAAACACAAAUCUAACAAAGGCAACUGGUCUAUCCAAACAAGUCAAAAGCCAUACCUUUGUUCUGAAUGUGGGAAGAGCUUCUCUUUCAGGAGCCACCUGCAAACACACUGCAGAAUUCACACUGGAGAGAAGCCAUUUGGCUGUUCUGAAUGUGGAAAACGAUUUUCAGACCAAAGCAAUUUCCAGGCCCACAUGAGAAUUCACACUGGAGAGAAGCCAUACGUCUGUUCUGAAUGUGGAAAAAGCUUCUCCAACACGAGCACUCUUCAGACCCACAUGAGAAUUCAUACUGGAGAGAAACCGUAUGUAUGUUCUGAAUGUGGGAAGAGUUUCUCACAGAUCAGCCAGCUUCAUACCCAUAGAAGAAUUCAUACUGGAGAGAAACCGUAUAGCUGUUCGGAAUGUGGCAGCAGAUUCUAUGACAGGGGUAGUCUUUACAGACACUCUCGAAUACACACUGGGGAGAAGCCGUAUGACUGUAGUGAGUGUGGCAAAAGAUUCUCACAAAUGAACCAGCUUAACACUCACACCAGGAUUCAUACCGGAGAGAAACCAUAUUGCUGUUCGGAAUGUGGCAGAUGUUUCUCUGAUAGAGGAAGCUUUUUGAAACACUCCAGGGUUCACACAGGAGAAAAGCCACACGGCUGUACUGAAUGUGGCAAACGAUUCUCUAACAGGAGCUGUCUUACCCGCCACAUAAGCAUUCACACAGGUGAAAAGCCAUAUUGGUGUUCUGAGUGUGGGAAAAGAUUCUCUAGUAAUGGCAGUUUUCGGUAUCACCAAAGAAUUCACACCAGAGAGAAGGAGAAGGCCUAGAAGGAGAAAAACCGGUGGCAGGCAAAGGGGUGCUUGUUGGGUGCCUGGCCUGGGCUUCCUUCAAUUUUUUGAUCUAACCAGAUCUUCACAGGAUCAAAGUUAUCUAUUUCUUACAAAUUGUCUCAUAGAUGAGCAUUCAGUGACUUCUAUGUGCUGCCCCAUCAUUGUAAAAUAAUCAAAUCGCCCCCUUGCUCAGAUGUGGUGUUGUCCUUGUGCUUUCAGAACAAUCUGCGUCCCGCACCAUUAUGAAUGGAGAAAGGUUGUGAUAAGGGAUCUCUGUGGUUUGGGGUGGUGUUGACAUGUUGCAUGUUAAUUAACACAUAUAAGUAAGAAUUUCACUGUACUUUACAGAUGGUACAAUAUUAAACCUAUGAAAUUAUUUUGUAGGCACGCUCUGUCAUCCUCUCAUUUCCUCAACCAUGAAAGUUAACUUUCUUAUGUACAA